CGGAGCUGGGCGCUCCUUCUCCUCGCAGGGACCCGCGCACGCGCACCACCCGCCCUGCUCCCGUCGGUCAGUGAGCAGUACUAUGGUGGAUUAUCACGCAGCUGGGCAAACCACUUACCAGUACGGCGGCAACGGGCCGGGCAUCGGCGACUACAUGGCUCAAGAAGACGACUGGGACCGAGACCUCCUGCUCGACCCCGCCUGGGAGAAGCAGCAGCGCAAGACUUUCACAGCAUGGUGCAAUUCCCACCUGCGGAAAGCCGGGACGCAGAUUGAGAAUAUCGAUGAAGAUUUCCGUGAUGGCCUGAAGCUCAUGUUGCUACUGGAGGUCAUUUCAGGGGAGCGGUUACCAAAACCGGAGAGAGGAAAGAUGAGGGUACAUAAGAUCAACAACGUGAACAAAGCCCUCGAUUUCAUUGCGAGCAAAGGAGUGAAGCUGGUUUCCAUAGGAGCCGAAGAAAUUGUCGAUGGCAAUGCGAAGAUGACCCUUGGCAUGAUCUGGACAAUCAUCCUCCGAUUUGCCAUCCAGGACAUCUCCGUGGAAGAGACUUCAGCCAAGGAAGGACUAUUGCUCUGGUGCCAGAGGAAGACCGCUCCCUACAAGAACGUGAACGUGCAGAACUUCCACAUAAGCUGGAAGGAUGGCCUUGCUUUUAAUGCCUUGAUCCACAGACACAGACCAGAACUCAUUGAAUAUGACAAGCUAAGAAAGGACGAUCCAGUCACAAAUCUGAACAAUGCCUUUGAGGUCGCCGAGAAAUACCUCGACAUUCCCAAGAUGUUGGAUGCCGAAGAUAUUGUAGGCACGCUCAGGCCCGAUGAGAAGGCCAUCAUGACCUACGUCUCCUGCUUCUAUCACGCUUUCUCGGGGGCUCAGAAGGCCGAGACAGCUGCAAACAGGAUUUGCAAAGUGUUGGCCGUGAACCAGGAGAAUGAGCACCUGAUGGAAGACUAUGAGAAGCUGGCUUCUGAUUUGCUGGAGUGGAUUCAACGCACCGUCCCCUGGCUGGAGAACCGCGUACCUCAGAAGACCAUGCAGGAGAUGCAGCAGAAGCUGGAGGAUUUCCGCGACUACCGGCGGGUGCACAAGCCCCCCAAGGUGCAGGAGAAGUGCCAGCUGGAGAUCAACUUCAACACCUUGCAGACCAAGUUGCGGCUGAGCAACCGGCCAGCCUUCAUGCCCUCCGAGGGGAAAAUGGUUUCGGACAUCAACAACGGCUGGCAGCACCUGGAGCAGGCAGAGAAGGGCUACGAAGAGUGGUUGCUGAACGAGAUCCGGAGGCUGGAAAGAUUGGACCACUUGGCCGAGAAGUUCCGGCAGAAGGCGUCCAUCCACGAAUCCUGGACCGAGGGUAAAGAGGCCAUGCUGAGGCAGAAGGACUACGAAACGGCCACCCUGUCGGACAUCAAAGCCCUGAUCCGGAAGCACGAGGCUUUUGAGAGCGACCUGGCGGCCCACCAGGACCGCGUGGAGCAAAUCGCCGCCAUCGCUCAGGAGCUCAACGAGCUGGACUAUUACGACUCGCCCAGCGUCAACGCCCGGUGCCAGAAGAUCUGUGACCAGUGGGACUCUCUAGGAUCCUUGACCCACACGCGGAGAGAAGCGCUGGAGAAAACGGAGAAGCAGCUGGAGACCAUUGACCAGCUCCACCUGGAAUACGCCAAGAGGGCGGCGCCCUUCAACAACUGGAUGGAGAGCGCAAUGGAGGACCUGCAGGACAUGUUCAUCGUCCACACCAUCGAGGAGAUCGAGGGCCUGAUCGCAGCCCACGACCAGUUCAAAUCCACCCUGCCCGAUGCAGACAAAGAACGGGAGGCCAUCCUGGGCAUCCAGAGCGAAGCGCAGAGGAUCGCGGACUACAACAACAUAAAACUCUCUGGGAACAACCCCUACACUUCGGUCACUCCGCAGAUCAUCAACUCCAAGUGGGAAAGGGUUCAGCAGCUGGUGCCAAAGAGGGACAACGCCCUGCAAGACGAGCAAUCCAAGCAACAGUCCAAUGAGCACUUGCGCCGGCAGUUUGCCAGCCAGGCCAACAUCGUGGGGCCCUGGAUCCAGACCAAGAUGGAGGAAAUCGGCCGCAUCUCCAUCGAGAUGAACGGCACCUUGGAAGACCAGCUGAACCAUCUCAAGCAGUACGAGCAGAGCAUCGUGGACUACAAGCCCAACAUCGACGUCCUGGAGCAGCAGCACCAACUCAUUCAGGAGGCCCUCAUCUUCGACAACAAGCACACCAACUACACCAUGGAGCACAUCCGCGUUGGGUGGGAGCAGCUUCUCACCACCAUUGCCCGGACCAUCAACGAGGUGGAGAACCAAAUCCUGACCCGGGACGCGAAGGGAAUCAGCCAAGAGCAGAUGCAGGAAUUCCGGGCCUCCUUCAACCACUUCGACAAGGACCACGGCGGCUCCCUGGGACCCGAAGAGUUCAAAGCCUGCCUCAUCAGCUUGGGAUACGAUGUGGAAAAUGACAGACAGGGAGACGCAGAGUUCAACCGGAUCAUGAGCCUUGUGGAUCCCAACAACAGCGGUGUUGUGACUUUCCAAGCCUUCAUUGACUUCAUGUCCCGGGAGACCACGGACACAGACACGGCUGACCAGGUCAUUGCCUCCUUCAAGGUCCUGGCUGGUGACAAGAACUACAUCACGGCAGAGGAACUGCGGCGGGAGCUUCCCCCAGAUCAAGCGGAGUACUGCAUCGCCCGCAUGGCACCUUACCAGGGGCCCGACACCAUCCCCGGGGCCCUGGACUACAAGUCCUUCUCCACGGCACUGUACGGCGAGAGCGACCUGUGAGGCAGAGAUGACGGCGGCGGCAGCGGCAACAGCAGCAGCAGCAAGCGCUGGCGCUUCUUUCGGAAGGGAGGGGGGAGCAGCAGUCCGAAUUUCCCUCCAAGCUGUAUUCUCACACUCACACACACACACACACACACACACACACACGGCAAUGGGGACAUUGUCCUUUUCUUCCUUUCUUCCUUUCUCUCUCUCUCUCUCUCUGAGGACAGAAAGCUGCCUCCACGCUGGGCGACCCUGGGAGCUGGCCUAUAUAACUAAUUUCUUUUUAAAUGCGUAUUCUACGAACACUGUUACCUAUGCAACGGCCACCCUUCUUCCCUUUCCUAAAACACUAACCAGAGGGGGAGCGAGGCUCAGUGGCCCCUUUCCCCCCCCCCCUACCUUUUCACCGCUUUGCCAGGGAGGGGGGCGACCAGGGCUCUAGAGCUUUUCAGCAAAGGGAAGAGUGCAGAAGACGUGCAGGCGGCCGAGGUUCAGAUGGCUAUUUUUGUUAAAGUAGAGAUCCUGUUCUAUUUUUUUUCGCCCUAUCCAUUGUAAAAGGGGGGGGGGGGGUUCUCCUCUUGGCUGGUAUGUUCUUUGGAGUUGGUUCCCUUUCCCCCCCAUGCUUGGUCGGUCUCUCUCUCUCUCUCUCUCUAAUUUGUGUCUGGGCAGCCCAAACCCCAACUUGGAUCAAUGGUGCGUUGACACUCAAAGCAAUCCACAUCCGGAGGACUGCCGAGAUCCACUUUCUGCUCUCUUUUUUGUUUUUUAAAUGCAGAACCUGGAUACCUCGUUCCUUUCCAGCCAGCUGUGUUAGGCAGUUUGAGAAUAGCCUUUCCCUCUCUUCUCCACCCCCCCCCCACACCCCAGUGAAGUCCUCCUUUUCCCACCCAGCACCUGCCUGCCCACUUCCAUCCUUACUGACGCAAACAUGCCUGAGUCGGCGGCGCUUUUGGACUUCGGAGGCAGGCUGGCCCAGGCUCAGUUUCCACGCAGACGAGUUGCUCUUUGACUCCGUCUGCCCUGUCGGUCCUGAAUAGCUCAUGUAGUCACCACCUCUUUUAUUUCCACAAGCGUCGCCCACUUUCUCUCUCUGUUGGACCUCCGUAGUUUGACCUUCACCCAUCGGGUGGGUUGGUCGGUUUCCAAUUCUGGGUUAUUUCGGAUGGGGGGGGGGCGGGGCGGAGGAGAGGUAGUUCCGGGGAGGAAGCGUUUGCCUUGUCAAGUUGCACAGACUGUGAGAACGCGCCGGCAGAAGCAAUGCCCAGACCGCUCAGUGCUGGCUGCUUCUUCACUGAUCCCUUGUAAGGGAGGCAAAAACGGUAUAAAGAGAGAGGGAUAACUCUCCCCCUGUUUUGCACGCUACACCUGUGUCCGGCUUUAAAAACCAACUCCCCCCCCCCACACACACACACAUUUCCCAAGUCACCCCGGCCGACUUUUUCUCGUGCAAAGUUUGGAAACACAUUUAUCUGAGCAAUACUGACACAAUUGAAAGGCAAAGCACAGAACGGGGUCACGAUACACGAAAGAAGCAGAGGCCGGCCUGCAGGUAGAAGACUUUCUCAUUUCUUCCAGCUGGCCGUCGCGCAUCAGUCUUAAAAGCUGGCAGUCCCUCCUCAAAGCAGGCGGGUUUGUCCGUUUUCUCUUUUGCACACUUCCCCCCUCCCCACAAACACACCAAAGUGCGGUGCGUGGGGUGCGGGGAGAGAAAUGAAACGGCGGUGGGGUUGAUCCGCGGGAGAGGCUCUUGGACGGCGUCUGGAAAGGAGGGCUUCAGGAAACCCAAGCAAGAAACGUGACGUCUGAAGCAGGUGGAAUUUCUUUCCGGGUGCCUCAAAAGCUGCUCAACUGCUCAACUGCUCCCUUUUCCCUUUAGGCAGGAGCAACUCACACGUUCAGUCUUCCUCACUUCCUCUUCACUCCAAACAACCCUUUAAAUCCAUUGCUUCACGCAUAUAUAUAUAUAUAUAUAUAUAUAUAUAUAUAUAUAUGUAAUUUCAUCAUGGUGCAGGGUUUUGUGAGGACCAAAUUUAAACAAAACAGAACCAUGCAAAGAUCUUUUUUUUUUUUUAAAAAAAAAGAGAAAUUAAAAACACAGCAAACAGUUGCAAUUUAAUAACGUCCAGAUUUAUUAUUAUUAAAUAUAUAUAUAUAUAUUCAUCUAGCAUCCUAUAUUGCCGAUCCGUGGUGUGCGUUUUUGUUUGUCUUUUUUCCUUUCAUCAUGUACUUAAAAAUUACGGCUGACUGUAGCACUGGAAACUGUAACAUUCCCAUACCUGUUUUUUGGUCAUCCCAUCUUUUUCGUUUCGGUUUUCUUUCUCUCUCUCUCCCUUUUUUUUUUUUGUCGUCGGAGACGGUUUAGCUUAUUUUAUUGCGUUUGCUACUGAAUGCCUGCCCGUGAAGGACAGAUACUUCAGCCCUUAGGGAGAAGCCCGCUCCUGUCCGCCUCUGUUCAUCACCCGGUCUACUCUAAAACUUCGAAGCUUUCUGGGGAAGCUCUCCCUCCCUCCCUCUAUCCCCUCCCCUCCCUCUUGGGAACAAGACAAUAAAGUGUAAUAUUUUUAAGGAUGA
Molecule: messenger RNA, 5353 nt
Organism: Elgaria multicarinata webbii
Lineage: Eukaryota; Metazoa; Chordata; Lepidosauria; Squamata; Anguidae
Gene: ACTN4
Product: actinin alpha 4
Exons: 21
Coding region: 83-2797 (904 amino acids)
Biological process (GO): actin cytoskeleton organization; muscle cell development
Cellular component (GO): cell junction; cortical actin cytoskeleton; plasma membrane
Molecular function (GO): calcium ion binding; actin filament binding
Source: RefSeq, a predicted model, not a curated record